GGUGUUUCCCCCCCCCCCAAUCUCGCGAGCUUUCGGGUGGGGAGUGAGCGACCGCAGAGGAGGGGGAUAGGGAGGAGGAGAGGGGGGCGCGCGCCGUCGUCAGGUGCGUCAGGGCGUUUCGGCACGCGCGGGAUAGCCGGGCCGUGCGCGAGGCGCGGCCAGCGCGCGCAGAGGCCCGGGCCCAAGCCGGCGGGGCGGGGCGCAGUGCAGUGCAGGUUAUAUUUAGAAGAGGAGAAGUGUCUAUUGUAUACUUUGGUGGUGUCCAGCAGCUCAUCUGUUGAUACUUUAUGUACUUCCUUUAUAACUCCAUAGUAGAACAACUUCCAAAAGUGUCUGUUUGGUUACUGCAGCAUCUGGAUCCAGAGGUUAUUUUUAAGAAAAUGUGGACUGCUAAAACUCUUUGUAGUGCUCAAAUACAAUUGCUUCAGCUGACAGAAGGCAGAUUAUGUAGUUGCAUAUUUCCAAAAACUCAGCAGUUCUGGAUUGGUAUUCUAAACUAUUGUACCAUACGGGCACCACAUAACCAAGUUAAAUGCCAGGUUUCCAAGAUAAAUGAUGAAGAAUCAGUAGUAGAUACAACAGCUGCUGUUAGUCCACAGGGACCUAAAAUAGCUACUGGAAAAAGUCUCAGUGGAAUAGGCAAUGGAAAACACCGUUCAUUAGAAGCAAAAAUGAAACAUCUAAACCUGUCAUUUGCAGCUUGUGGGUUUCUGGGUAUUUACCACUUGGGGGCAGCAGCUGCUCUUUACAGGCAUGGUAAGAAGUUACUGAAAGUUGUGAAAGCUUUUGCGGGAGCUUCUGCGGGAUCACUGGCUGCCACUGUCUUAUUAGCAGUACCAGAAAAUAUAGAGGAAUGUAAGCAGUUUGCCUAUGAGUUUGCAGAGGAAAUUAGAAAAUUGGACUUUGGUGCGGUAACGCCUGGUUAUGAUUUCAUGAAAAGACUUAGGGGAGGCAUAGAAUCUAUUCUUCCUUCUAAUGCUCAUGAGAUAGCUGAGAACCGGCUCUAUGUGUCAAUCACUAACACCAAAAAUGGGGAAAAUUAUUUGGUUUCAAGUUUUGCUUCCAGGGAGGACCUCAUUAAGGUCCUGCUAGCAAGUAGUUUUGUGCCAGUAUAUGCAGGAAUUAAGCCAGUGGAAUAUAAAGGAGAGAAAUGGGUUGACGGUGGCCUCACCAAUGGCCUUCCUAUCUUACCUGUGGGACGAACAGUGACAAUUUCUCCUUUCAGUGGUCGAUUAGAUAUCUGUCCACAAGAUAAAGGACAUGUGGAUCUUUAUGUUAAAUUUGCAAAACAAGAUAUAAUGCUGUCUUUGGCCAACCUGGUAAGACUUAAUCAAGCUUUGUUCCCACCAAACCAGGAGAAAAUGGAAUUGCUGUACCAAAACGGAUUUGAUGAUGCUGUACACUUUUUACUUAAAGAAAACUGGUAUGAAUAGAUUGUACAUAGCCAUAAAGUUUAGUUAAUUUUCUGUCAAAACACAGCUACAGGCAUCCUGCAAAAUCUAAGGGAUUGCUGUCAAAAUUUCUGUAUAUCAAAAUAAAAAUGCCAAUGGAAUUACAUCUGCUCUUGUGAAGAAAAUAUGCAGAUGUUCUGGAUGGAAUUCAAAAGCACGCCAAAGUGGGAAUUGUACUUGUGUGGUAAAAGAUAGUUGUCUUGUUUUGAGGAGAUUCAAUUUUAGAUCUGUUUUGCUUCAAAGCAGGACUUUAUUGUGAAAUUUGUGAAAGCUCGUGUUUUCAUGCUUACAGAAAUUUGAAAAUUUUUUUCAUGUUACUUGAGAGACAAAUCCAGUGUGUACCCAAAAAAUUACAGUCUAUAUUAUUCACUUAAUAGUUGUGCACACUAAUCGAAUGCUUGCAGUAUUGCUAGUCUUAGGACUCUAAUGCAUCUCUCCUGCAGUGUUCUGCAGGACUUGAGCUCUAAACAGUAGCCACAAAAAAUAAAAAAUUUGCACUCUUUUACUGUGAUACUGUGUUUUUCACAUUAAAAGCUCUUGUCCUUCUCAGUGAAUGUAGUCUUUUUAAAUUUGAAAUAGUAUUCUAAAAUUUGUAGUAGUGUUUUUUUCUCCAUGAAAAUAUCUUGUAAAAGAGACAGUAAGGAAUAUUUAUAUUAGUUAUGUUUAUUAUGUUUUCUUCCUCAUCUAAAAUUGAAUAAAUAUAUUUUCUUGAA
Dromaius novaehollandiae (emu) is the source of this 2164-nucleotide messenger RNA. It is a transcript of the gene PNPLA4, whose product is annotated as patatin like phospholipase domain containing 4. Bases 288 to 1433 code for a protein of 381 amino acids. The transcript is spliced from 9 exons. Gene Ontology annotation, biological process: lipid homeostasis; triglyceride catabolic process. NCBI's taxonomy places the organism in Eukaryota, Metazoa, Chordata, Aves, Casuariiformes, Dromaiidae. Gene Ontology annotation, cellular component: lipid droplet; membrane; cytoplasm. The record is from RefSeq and is a predicted model, not a curated record. Gene Ontology annotation, molecular function: retinyl-palmitate esterase activity; triacylglycerol lipase activity.